Messenger RNA from Drosophila miranda, 1308 nucleotides. RefSeq names its product probable protein phosphatase 2C T23F11.1. Gene Ontology annotation, molecular function: protein serine/threonine phosphatase activity; cation binding. The record is from RefSeq and is a predicted model, not a curated record. Gene Ontology annotation, biological process: protein dephosphorylation. Lineage: Eukaryota; Metazoa; Arthropoda; Insecta; Diptera; Drosophilidae. Bases 173 to 1132 code for a protein of 319 amino acids. The transcript has 2 exons.
AUAGUAGGCUUUUCAUUAGAAGCCAUAGCCCUGUGAAAAUUAAGCCUGUCUAGCCGAUUCAGUCUGCCAAAUACUACAGACCGCAGUCGCAAAAAGUAUAAAAAAUCUUUUCUUUGGCUAACGAUUUUCGACUCAGAACAAAGGACAACUAACAAUAGAAAACUAGCACAUAAUGGGGCAGACACUGUCGAAGCCGGUGACCACCAAGAACACGGUUGAUUGUGAGAACAGUGUCUUCCGCGUGGGAUCCAGCAGCAUGCAGGGCUGGCGCACCGAAAUGGAGGACGCCGACACCAUCAUCCUCUCGCUGCCGGAGGACCCCACAGCGUCCUUCUUCGGGGUAUACGAUGGACAUGGCGGUGCUUCAGUGGCAAAAUUUGCCGGACUUCAUCUGCAUCAGUUCAUUACCAAGCGACGAGAGUACUUUGACAACGCCGUGGUGGGGGCCUUGAAGAGUGGGUUCCUUGAUUUUGACAAGGAGAUCAUGCAGAAUGGAUCCUGGCAGCAGCAGAUAGCCGGCUCCACUGCCGUGGUUGUGCUGAUCAAGGAGCAGCGUCUCUACUGUGCCAAUGCUGGGGACUCGCGGGCAAUUGCCAGCAUUGGGGGCAAGGUUCGCGCCCUUUCCUGGGACCACAAGCCACAAAACGAAGGGGAGAGAAGCCGCAUCCUGGCCGGCGGUGGUUUCAUCGAGCUCAAUCGCGUCAAUGGCACUCUGGCCCUCUCUCGGGCAUUUGGCGACUUCAUGUACAAGCGGAACAUUCACAUGCCACCGGAGCAGCAGAUCGUCACCGCCUAUCCCGAUGUGGAGGUGGCCGAGAUCACAGAGGACUGGGAGUUCGUGGUCCUCGCCUGCGAUGGCAUCUGGGAUGUGAUGUCCAAUCAGGAGGUGUGUGACUUUGUGCGAAAGCGCAUCGCCGCGGGCAUGACCCCGGAGUGCAUUUGCGAGGAGCUGCUGAACAGCUGUAUGGCCACCGACUUCAACAUUACCGGCCUUGGAGGCGACAACAUGACUGCCAUUCUGGUCUGCUUCCUACACAACAAGACGUUCGAGGAUCUGGUGGUUCGCUGCGGCGGCACCAAUCAGAGCCCCGCCGUAAUGGACUCUCCAAAAUCCUUAUUGGAUGACAUCUAAGCACCUUUGGACGCCAAAUUAGGAAUUAUGAAUUAUUUGUUAUUGUUUUUGGAGGCUUGGUAGCCGCACAGUUAUUAACGAUACACAAGUGAUACACACGAUCACACACGUAGAUCGAGUAUUUCGAUCCGCAGCCCACAGUCCACCCAUUUAUUUUAUUCCAAAUUUUGCAGGUG